Anopheles marshallii is the source of this 780-nucleotide messenger RNA. It is a transcript of the gene Uros1, whose product is annotated as uroporphyrinogen-III synthase. Gene Ontology annotation, biological process: uroporphyrinogen III biosynthetic process. Gene Ontology annotation, molecular function: uroporphyrinogen-III synthase activity. Lineage: Eukaryota; Metazoa; Arthropoda; Insecta; Diptera; Culicidae. The transcript has a single exon. The record is from RefSeq and is a predicted model, not a curated record. The coding region runs from base 1 to 780 and encodes 259 amino acids.
AUGAGGAAGCUAGUGGUGAUACUGAAAUCGGAAAGCGAAAACGCGGACAACUACGGAACACUGCUGGAGAAGCACGGUUUCGUGCCCGUGUUCAUACCGACGCUAGAAUUUUCCUUCAAAAAUUUGGACGUGUUGCGGGAUCACUUACUGUCGCCUUACAAGUACUCAGGCCUUAUCUUCACCAGUCCCCGCAGUAUAUCGGCGGUCCGCGAUGCGGUUCAAGGCCAGAAGCUGAAGGACGAUUGGAAAACGCUGGAAAACUACAGCGUUGGUGAGACAUCGCGGGAACUAAUCCAGCGAACGCUUGACCUCGACACGAAGGGCCACCAUUCGGGGAAUGCUAGCAAUUUGGCCGAUUUCAUCAAAACCGAUCUGUACAACAAAACCAUCACUAUGCCGUUCCUCUUUCCUUGUGGCAAUCUCAAACAGGACGUGCUGCAGAACAAGCUGUCCGAGUACGGCUACUCGCUAGAUUCGGUGGAAGUGUACGAAACGGUACCACACCGGGACUUGGAGCGAAACCUGGUCGCACUGUUUCGCGGCGAUCGAGAGGAGAAAAGUGAUCGGACGAUCGACAGUUUACUCUUUUUUAGCCCAUCCGGUAUCAACUACUGUGCGCACGUGUUUGAAAAGCAUCGGAUCGAUCUGACCGGCAAACGGAUCAUUGCGAUCGGCCCCAGCACGAAAAAAGCGAUCGAGAACAAAGGCAUUACGGUGCACCGAACGGCGGAGAAACCGUCGCCCGAUUACGUCGUCGGUGCUCUGCUUCAGGACACUUAA